Aspergillus wentii DTO 134E9 is the source of this 2440-nucleotide messenger RNA. RefSeq lists its product as uncharacterized. The record is from RefSeq and is a predicted model, not a curated record. The coding region runs from base 343 to 2160 and encodes 605 amino acids. NCBI's taxonomy places the organism in Eukaryota, Fungi, Ascomycota, Eurotiomycetes, Eurotiales, Aspergillaceae. Gene Ontology annotation, molecular function: protein binding. The transcript is spliced from 3 exons.
CUUGAUUCCACGAGUUAUUCUCUUUUUAUCCUGAUAUUUCGACAGCUGGUGAUGGAGAUCAGCUUAUUUAUUUCUAUAUUGCCAGAUGCAUAGCAUGCUGAGUGCAUGCUGAUGAGUCAAGCCAUGGCUCAUUUCCAAAGCGGAUCUUCAUCGCCGCGGUGAAUCACAGACAGGGCACAACAGCCCUUUGCUACAAUCGCCGUGGAAACUGGGGGCGAUGCGAUAUGCCAGGUUAAGAGUCUGAUUAUUUUAAUUUUUAUAUAGAUUCGUGAUACAUCAUUUUCAUUGCUCUGCAUUUCUUGCAGAAAACAACCAACCUACAUAUUCGCAGCCUCGUCCGAAAUGCUCUCCGAUCUGCCGUCGGAGAUCAUUUAUCAAAUCGCAGUUUAUUUGCCAACUGCGAAUGCUUUAGCUUCUCUCGCGCAAACCUGUCACCGUCUCCACGAUAUAAUCACUGCCGAAGAUUCAAGAAUUUUUCGCGCUUUUGUAAAAAGCAGAUUUCCUUCGAUCAAGACACCCCCGUACUGGAAGGAUGCUGCUCAAGCUCUUACCUGUCGCUCUCGAGCUUUGGACAGAAAUGCAGUGAUUGGUCGGUUUGUUGUUCCCCCGCAAAAUGCCAUCAAAGUGGGCUCCCACCAGGCGGUUAGGAAUGACAAUCCUACGCAUGGCUAUCGCCCUGCGAUAGACUCGUAUGAGGUCUGGAAUGGCGACAGGUGGGCCGAUAGAAAAGAAGUGCUUGUCUGGGGCGCUGCGGAUGAACUUGCGGUACGCAUCAAGCAGGGUGGAACCCACGAAGGUCAGAAAUGGCUUGUUUUCAACGACUUGAACCAUAUCAGUAGCUAUGAUGAUAUCUGUGGGGUACAUCUUCUCAAACCAGAGCAUCCUAGCAAAGAGGAAGACAAAGAACAUCUGAUCUUUGGCAGAGUCCGCGGCGAACUCCUCCACCUCGCAAUCUCUCCUGACACGGCUGGCCAUGAAUAUAAACAGCGGUUUAUGACAUACGGGCUGGUUCUCGAGCGUAUUGAACUCAGCAACGUUCCAGAGCCUAUUUUAGCUGCUCAUUUUCUCAACGGAUCGAUUGCGUUAUAUCAUACAACGACAGGGGAGGCCGAAGUUGAGCCGUUCGCCCAGCUUCAGAAUGCUUCGGACGGAGCGUCAAGGAUUAGAUACUCCAAGUUUCUAUCCCCUUCUCGGAUUGCCAUUGGCACGGGGCGUCUCGAAAAUUCACUGUCUAUCUUUGCGAUUACCCCAGAGCAGGUUUCGGUGUACCGCGAAAUUGGCGUGGAUUCUUUAGACUUUGAAGAGCAUAUUGGUACCACUGGGAAGACUAAUAUAAGCGCGAUUACGCCUCUCAAUUCAGAUUUUAGGAAUGCGCCAGGCGACGUCUUUCUCGCUGCUUGGGGUGAUCGUGCGGUGAGACUCCACGAUCUUCGCUCGCCAGAGCCAUAUGAAUACACAUACAGAGAUACGACCGAUCACAACCCAAUUUACAGUAUCCACCCAUUUAGUCACGACCGCUUUCUAGUGGGAGCAGGUGGAGAUGCCGUUCUCAAGAUAUUUGACCUUCGCAUGCCAAACACAUACAGCUACCUUGACGCAAAUGGGCCUGCUGUCGUUCAUCACGCUUCAACCAAUCCGCCGCACUCAAUCAAAGCUUCUACUGCUGACCUGAACGGCUUCCCCACCACCGUUGGCUUUCCCCGUAAAGACUUCUCGAUCUUUUUAUCCCACCUACCCCCGGGCAUGGCCCAACCCAGCCGAAGUCGUGGUCGCGGUAAUCGCUCCUACAGAGGCGCAAUCUACACCAUGUCUUCUCCGUCCCCAUCCUCCCCAACCGUCUACACCGGGGUCGAAAACGGCAUCUUCCGCCUUGACUUUGCCUCUACCGAUGACUUGCAUGGCUCCUCCCGUCGAUGGUACCAGGACUAUCUUUCUUGCGACCCAACCAUGUCUCAAGCAGCUGCAGCCCCCGACAGGAUCGUCGAAUUAUCAGGCUACGAGCGCCCCGAGCCGGAGGAUCUCACCACUACUUCGAAACUUCGUAUUCAGCAGCCAUUCAGAGCGAUUGAGCAGCAAGAUGUUUGGAAUGAAGUGGUCACUGGUUGGGAUCGUAGGUGGGUUAAACUUGGUGCGGAGGCUGCUUGGAGACGCAGGGACUAAUGGAUUAUCGCUGUUGAAAAUUAUUUCCCUGGAUUUUCCUUUUCGAAACGGUUUCGUGAUGGCAUUUUCGGUUCUAUGCAUUAGUUUUGAUGUGAAUUAUAUUUUGUCCAAUCAUCUUGGCGAUGUCGAGGUUUGCUUUUAAGCUUUGUUUGGGCACUUUCCAAUAUUGCACUCUGUGGAGUAUAGCUAGGGCUAGUCAUGCGCAUGUCAUAUAGAAGUAGAUAAAAAACAUCAAAAUAAUUCGAGUUACUUGAGAAUCGCGUUCUCAGAAACAAUCACA